AUGCCAGGUGACCUUAAAACCAAGGUCGGCCACGGCCUGGCCAAGGGCUUAGGGAUCAAGCUUCCCUACCGUGACCCUCUGGGUGCCCAAGCGGAUCCCGUCACUCGCGGCGAGUCGAUGUUUUCCGUUGGUACUAUCGAUACAUACUCCUACGUCGAACCCGAACCCACCUCCGCCGAAUGGCUGAAGGAGGUUACUCCCAGUCGCAGAGAAAUCGCCCAGUACUUUAUACGACUGUUCCCUUUUCUGUCGUGGAUUACGAGAUACAACACGCAAUGGCUCAUUGGAGACUUGGUAGCUGGUAUCACCGUCGGCUGUGUUGUCGUCCCUCAAGGUAUGGCUUAUGCCAAGCUUGCUGAGCUGCCUGUGCAGUUUGGUCUUUACUCUUCGUUCAUGGGUGUCUUGAUCUACUGGUUCUUUGCUACUUCCAAGGAUAUCACCAUCGGUCCCGUCGCUGUCAUGUCAACCCUGGUAGGCGAGGUCGUUCUGGAGGCCAAGAAAAUAGAUCCCGAUGUCCCUGGGCACGUUAUUGCUUCCUGCUUGAGUAUUAUUGCAGGUGCUAUUGUGUGCUUCAUGGGGCUUAUUCGGAUUGGAUUCAUCGUCGAUUUUAUUCCUCUUCCGGCUAUCUCGGCAUUCAUGACUGGAUCGGCCAUCAACAUUUGUGCUGGUCAGGUCAAGGACUUACUCGGAGAGAAGGCAGACUUCUCUACCCGUGGCGCGACUUACAUGACGAUCAUCAAUACCCUCAAACAUCUUCCGUCUAGUACGAUCGAUGCGGCCAUGGGCGUGACUGCCCUCGCCAUGCUGUAUAUCAUUCGUUCGGCCUGCAACUACGGAGCGAAGAAAUACCCGCAUCGUGCCAAGAUCUGGUUUUUCGCGUCUACUCUGCGCACCGUAUUCGUUAUCUUGUUCUACACCAUGAUCAGCGCUGCUGUGAAUCUGCAUCGGAGAGAUGACCCGAUGUUCAAGUUGCUCGGCACUGUCCCUCGUGGAUUCCAAAAUGCGGCGGUUCCUGUGGUCAACGCUCGGAUCAUCAAGACCUUUGCCAGCCAGCUCCCGGCAUCUGUCAUUGUGUUGCUGAUCGAACACAUUGCUAUCUCCAAGUCCUUCGGCCGUGUGAACAACUACACCAUUGACCCUUCUCAGGAACUCGUCGCUAUUGGCGUGACCAACUUGCUCGGACCUUUCCUUGGUGCGUACCCCGCGACCGGUUCGUUCUCUCGUACUGCCAUCAAAUCCAAGGCGGGAGUUCGCACUCCGCUCGCUGGUGUUAUCACGGCUGCCGUUGUCCUUCUCGCCAUCUAUGCCUUGCCGGCCGUCUUCUUCUACAUUCCGAAAGCCUCUCUCUCGGGUGUCAUUAUUCACGCUGUCGGUGACCUGAUCACCCCGCCCAACACUGUGUAUCAGUUCUGGCGUGUUUCGCCCUUGGAUGCGAUUAUCUUCUUUAUCGGAGUGAUCGUCACCGUCUUCACUACGAUUGAAAUCGGUAUUUACUGCACGGUUUCGGUCUCCGCUGCCGUUCUGCUGUUCCGUGUCGCAAAAGCCCGCGGCCAGUUCCUCGGUCGCGUCACCAUCCACUCCGUCAUCGGCGACCACCUGGUGCAAGGAGAUGGCAAAUACGGUUCUGGAAAUGGCGCCGAUCAUCCUUCUGGUGAUGCGGGAACCACCCACCGCAGCAUCUUCCUUCCUAUCAACCAUACCGAUGGAUCGAACCCCGAGGUCGAAGUAGAGCAGCCGUACCCCGGUAUCUUCAUCUACCGGUUCUCGGAAGGCUUCAACUAUCCCAACGCCAACCACUACACUGAUUAUCUGGUCGAUACGAUUUUCAAAAAGACCCGGCGCACCAACCCCUUCACUUACGGCAGCCCUGGCGAUCGGCCGUGGAAUAACCCUGGCCCGCGAAAGGGCAAGUCUGAGCCCGAUGAAUCUCACCUGCCGGUUCUCAAGGCUGUGAUCCUCGACUUCUCCUCUGUGAAUAACGUGGAUGUGACCUCGGUCCAGAACCUCAUCGAUGUGCGCAACCAGCUCGAUAUGUACGCCUCUCCGCGGUCGGUGCAGUGGCAUUUUGCCCACAUCAACAACCGCUGGACCAAGCGCGCGCUGGCCGCUGCGGGCUUUGGCUUCCCCACCCCGUCGUCUGAGGACGGGUUUCACCGAUGGAAGCCCAUCUUUAGCGUGGCCGAGAUUGAAGGGAAAGCUUCCGCGGCGGCGCACGCGGAGAUGGUGAACAACGAGCAUGUGCAGCACAAGGCGCAUCAUGAUGAUAUCGAGACUGGUCUCAAGCAGGACCCCGAGCUGACCGAGCGCGAGACGCACGGCAUCGAAUCUUCGGACGGCGGCAGCACGCAGGAAGACAAGUUGCAGCGCGACCUGAAGGAUAGCCAGGCGUACCGGGAUCGCCGCAAGGUGGCCAUGGUGCAGGGCAUCAACCGGCCAUUCUUCCACAUUGACCUGACCAGCGCGUUGCAGAGCGCGCUGGCCAACGCAGGCGAGCCGGACCCGACGCUGGAUGCGCUUGACGCAUAG
Molecule: messenger RNA, 2526 nt
Organism: Aspergillus terreus NIH2624
Lineage: Eukaryota; Fungi; Ascomycota; Eurotiomycetes; Eurotiales; Aspergillaceae
Product: SLC26/SulP family anion transporter
Exons: 3
Coding region: 1-2526 (841 amino acids)
Biological process (GO): transmembrane transport
Cellular component (GO): membrane
Molecular function (GO): secondary active sulfate transmembrane transporter activity
Source: RefSeq, a predicted model, not a curated record